UCAGUAGUGAACGUGUACUGGUGAGUGGACGUGUGCCGUGCGCGUCAGGCGGUUCCCGGAUGCACCAAACAGAAACAUGGAACGAGUAGUGGUGGAGGUGCCGAUCGACAACGGUGCAACAGCUCUGGUCCAAUGACACUGGAUUCUUACUUCACACCCCAGAUAUCCCCAAAUUGCUUUUCCCUCGCCGGCCCUUCCACGACCCCACGGAAGCGCCAGGUGCGUUUUUCGGCACGGCAUGACAUCAUCCUUCUGCAAGAGGUCAUCGCCCAGAACCCCUUCGCCUCCAAGGAGCCAGGAAGGAUCUGGGCCCGUGUGGGGGAAAUCAUCACCGCCGCCCUCCAAGAUGAAAACUUUGAGGUGGAUGCCAGGAGGUGUAGGGAGAGGACCAUGCUGCUGCUAGACUACUACAAGAAGCAAGACUUUCCCAGCCUGCGCAGGUUUGGAACCGAGAGGCUGUAUGCCCAAAAGGAGGAUCUGCUCCAUGAGGUUUUGGAGCUGGAGGCGGAGAAGGGGCUCCUGGCCAGUGGCGAGGGCGCAAAGUACCAGAAGUGGUCUUGUACUCAUCUUUCCCAGGAUGAUGAGCUGAGAAAACGGGCAAUCGAAGAAUUAACUCUACCAGAGCAGGACAAACCCAACAUCCAUAUCACACAAACACCCACUGCAGAAUCAGAGGAAGAUCGUGAGGAACUACCUGAGCUGUCAGCGGCGCCCACAGCCAAGCAACCCUGCCAGUGCUGCUGCCAGACCUACUCUGAGAUUCUCAGCUUCCUGGAGAAACGCUCAGAGGCGGAGCAACGCCUGCGAGAGGAGGAGCUCGCUCUUCGUCGGGAGGAACUAGAUAUUCAGAGGAGUAAGAUUGCUCUGGAGAGGGAACGUCUGGCAGCUGAGAGAAAAGAGAGAGAACGGAGAUUUGAGUUGGAGAGCCAAGAGAGGCAGGUCAUCUUGGACCUGUUAAAAGAGAAGGUGCUGAAAGGCUGAAAGGGAAAACGUGUAUCACCUGCAUUUUAAGUGCCAUCUUUUAAAAAAAAAAAAAGUCAGCAUGAAAUACAGGGAAAAAACAUACUUGACUGCAAAAAAAAGAAGAACAUCAAAUGAGAAGGAAGUGAGAAAUCGAUCAAAGAGACUGACAGUGCAUUGAGAGUUAAAAUGUGGGACGGUAGUGUGCUGCUACGUGUACUGUUGCCUUUGUCGAUCUUAACAGUCAAACAAGUAAGUAGUGUGAAUUUAUGGGUUUGAGCAGAUAUGUGUGUGUGGUACUCAAAGUACCAACGCAGACACACUUGCUGACAGUGUUUUUGAAAGCCUCAACCAGUUGCACAGCAGCUGAUCCGUCUACAGUAGAUUCCAAAGGGGAACUCCCUUUGUGUUUUGCUCCGCAUAGCACAGCCCGCAUUUGGAUUUGUCACCUGACAAACGGAAUGCAGAAAAGUUUCCGGUAUCUUGGACGGAACCACUGAGACAAAACUGAAAGACACAGAUCACACCAUAUCAGUGAAGUGGAUGACCGUUUUUUCCUUUGUGUCCCAUUGACCGUCUAAGGGAGAUCAUUCAUUGCGGGAACAUGAAGGAAAAUAAGAAGAAGAAAUAAGAAUAGCUUUGUAUUUAAGCAAUUAACAUUAUAGAAAUGAUGCAGCUCAAGCCUCUGCAAGCAGUGUAGCAUGUACCACAUCAAUAAUUUGACCCAUGCCUUGUUUAGCCACUAUCCUUUUUUUUCAGUCUGAAGACUUUUUCAUCAAGUAAAACUUUAUUUUACUGACUUUGUGUGAAUACACUGCACAUUGAUCAGUAACUACUGCAAAAUUUCACACUGAAAUAACCCAUUAUGUGUGUUCCCACAUUUUAUAGCUUCUGAAGAAACUUUUGACAGUUUUUUUUAACUGAAAUUAUAUUAAUAGUGAUAAUGUCACAUCUUAGGUGUGUACAUUUAUUUUGCUACCAGAUUUUUAUGUCAGCAUCCUCAGUUUAAUUUGUUAGAUUUAGGUGCAAUUAAUGUAUGUAAACAUGGAAUUGAUGAUAAAGAGGUCUUACGUUUUCGACUGAUUCACAGGUAGUUUGUUUUCGGUUAAUGAAUUGUUAAAUAAACAGUUGCUGCUG
Messenger RNA from Scophthalmus maximus (turbot), 2097 nucleotides. RefSeq names its product trichohyalin. The coding region runs from base 133 to 981 and encodes 282 amino acids. The record is from RefSeq and is a predicted model, not a curated record. Lineage: Eukaryota; Metazoa; Chordata; Actinopteri; Pleuronectiformes; Scophthalmidae. The transcript is spliced from 8 exons.